Carya illinoinensis is the source of this 880-nucleotide messenger RNA. RefSeq names its product kunitz trypsin inhibitor 5. Gene Ontology annotation, molecular function: endopeptidase inhibitor activity. Lineage: Eukaryota; Viridiplantae; Streptophyta; Magnoliopsida; Fagales; Juglandaceae. The record is from RefSeq and is a predicted model, not a curated record. The coding region runs from base 62 to 697 and encodes 211 amino acids. The transcript has a single exon.
AUUUACACAAUAAAAAAAAAAAAAAAAAAAAAAAAAAGAGUGAAACAAAAGACCAGACGCAAUGAUACAGACUGUAUUGCUGCAGCUGCGCGCGCGCAUGCUACUCUUCCUAUUUCUCUUCGCUCUCGCAACAAAAACAUUUCCUGGUGCUGCCGAGGCUGUGCCGGCUCCAGUGCUCGACAAAUCCGGAAAUAAGCUGAUAGUAGGCGUUGAUUAUCAUAUAUUGCCAGUUGCCCGCGGGACGGGCGGGGGACUCUCCCUUUCCAUCUCCAGGAACAAGUCCUGCCCUCUCGAUGUUGUCCAGGAUGAGGACGAGGUAUUCCACGGUCUCCCCGUGAAGUUUUUCCCAGUGGAACCCAGAAAAGGCGUGCGCGUUUCCACAGACCUGAACAUCAGGUUCAAUGUUUACACCAUUUGUGUUCAGCCGACUGUAUGGAAGCUUGACAGUUUCGAUGACUUGGCAAAACAGUGGUUUGUGACGAGUAAUGGGGUUGAAGGCAACCCGGGUCGUGAAACGACCAGCAACUGGUUUAAGAUCGAGAAAUACGAUGAUGAUUACAAGUUUGUUUUCUGUCCUACAGUGUGCAGUUCUUGCAAGGUUUUGUGCAGAGAUAUUGGGAUUUAUAUUGUGGACGGGAAAAGGAAUUUGGCUCUGAGUGAUGUUCCGUUGAAGGUUAUGUUCAAGAAAGCUCCCUAGAUACUUUGAUUAAUACACAUACAAAUAUGAAAUGUAUGGUCCGGUCCUAAUUCUCUAUGAACUAAAAUAUAUUGAAAAAUAAAAGAGGAUUGCCGAAGAAGGUCGGUAAAAUUGCAUGUUUAUUGUAAUUCAAGUAAAGUCGACGAUAAUUACAAAUUUAAUUAUUGAAGUGUUAAUCUUAUU